AUGAAUAGGGUAAGAAGAAAGGUUAAUUUUGACUAUAUGUUUUCCGUGGAACCCCGGGACUUGUCCGGUGGUCUUUGGAGUUUUCGUGUACGGGAAUCCAGUUUUCCAAAAGCGAAGGAAACUGUUGUAGGAGCUUACGGGGCGCAAGAAGAGGAGAUUUAUCAACUUAUCCAUAUUAUAAACAAAUAUACAGAGGCAUCAGGACAGAGAAUUAACACGGACAAGUCCGGGCUGAUUUUUGGAAGGCAGGUACCAAUACAAAGGAGGGUGAACAUUGAGGAGAUCACUGGAAUGAACUCAUGGGAGGAUUCGGGAAGAUACCUAGGACUCCCAGCAAGAUGGAGAAGAUCCAAGAAUAAGGCAUUGGAGUGGAUACAGGAGAAAAUUCUUGACAAGAUGCAAGGAUGGAAGGAGAAACUAUUAAAUCAAGCCGGAAAGGAGGUUUUAAUAAAAGCAGUAAUACAGGCGAUUCCUGUCUAUGCCAUGAAUAUCAUUAAAUUUUCUAAAUCUUUUUGCAAGAGAAUUGAAGCAGCAAUAGCCAGAUUUUGGUAG
Molecule: messenger RNA, 552 nt
Organism: Arachis ipaensis
Lineage: Eukaryota; Viridiplantae; Streptophyta; Magnoliopsida; Fabales; Fabaceae
Source: RefSeq, a predicted model, not a curated record